Molecule: messenger RNA, 627 nt
Organism: Phytomonas sp. EM1
Lineage: Eukaryota; Euglenozoa; Kinetoplastea; Trypanosomatida; Trypanosomatidae
Source: the annotation of a GenBank genome assembly
AUGUUUGGCUGGCUCGGACUGCGCCCGAUCGUCCUCUUCCUUCAUUGCCUCACCGCGGAUUCGAAUUACGUGACCUUCUUCUGGACGAGUGUGCAGUGCGUGGAGGCGUUCGCGGCGUUUCCGACGGUGCGGCACAUCGAAUCGGUGCUUUUCUCCAUCGUGAAUCGCAUCCACGUCGCCUCGAAUAAGAUGCAGGAGGAUCUGGAGACGCUCUCCGACACGAAGAGCUUUCCCAUCCCGCUUCUGCGAAAGAUGGAGAAGUCGCUGCACAACGUGCAUGGCUUUCUCUCGGUGCUGAUGCGUGUGCAGCUGGAAUGCGAGAAUGUGGCGCUGGAUAGCGGGAUGCCCAAGCUACCGCCCGUGAUGGAGAAGAUCCUGGAGGUGCUGAGCACCGCCUCAGAGGGAUUGCUUAAGGUGUGGGCGGGCGUGAUCGAUCGGUUGCUGGAAAGCGGCCAGCCCGAGGUGGUGCGGAAAUAUUGCCUCACCACCAUGCGAAACUUCAGCGCGGCCGUGGAGGACCUCACCAAUGUGUCUGCGAAGGGCGAAAGCGACGAGCGCCUGACUGAAAUUCUUGCCGUAUGCGAUGACUUUUACAAUGGUAUUUACUCCACGAUUGUUGGAAAAUAA